Callithrix jacchus (white-tufted-ear marmoset) is the source of this 2987-nucleotide messenger RNA. It is a transcript of the gene UPB1, whose product is annotated as beta-ureidopropionase 1. The record is from RefSeq and is a predicted model, not a curated record. Gene Ontology annotation, molecular function: beta-ureidopropionase activity. NCBI's taxonomy places the organism in Eukaryota, Metazoa, Chordata, Mammalia, Primates, Cebidae.
GUGCCCAGGACACUGAAACUCGUACCUUCGUCCGCAGUCCUGUGCUGGGGGCUGGCCCGGCCGGCUGCUCUAAGCCGCAGACUGGAGGUCGUGGUCGGGAACGGCCCCGCCCCCGCGAAGGUCCGCAGCAGGACGCCGACUUGCCACAGACCCGUGCCGCGGCCUCCAGGAGGCCGCGCCAGGCCUCUCUCACAGCCUCUCCAGGGUCCCGCCCCGACACCAGGGGCAGGUGACGGGUGGGACCUGGAGGCACCCUCGCGAGGGCCCACGAAGGAUGCGGGACGGAGCAGCCUCCACCCGGACUCGCAAACGAGGCACUAGGGCUCCGCGCACUCCCACCUGUGGAGGCGCGUGUCUCAUCGCGUGCCAGAGGAGGGGCGAAGGUCAAGGGGCAAAGGGCAAGGGGCAGAUUCCUCCUCCCCCUCCUCACGCUAGGUCCUGGAGCGCUGAUUGGUCGUGUCCUGGGGAGGCCAGGAGAGCACGUGUUCUAGCACGUGCUGAAGGAGCGCUAAGGUCCAGGGGCGGGCCCACUCGCGAAGCCCUGGAGGGCAGAUUGGCUACUCCAGGAAGGGGCGUGUCCCCACGUGAGCUGUCCGGGAGCGGAAGUAGGAGAUAGAGGCCAGGGCGUCUGCACGGUCCUGGCCUGGCCACCUCCUCCCACUGGGUGCAAAGGGCAGGCAGUUCGUGCACGGACACCGGCCCUGGCUGAGUGUGGCCAUGGCGGGCGCCGAGUGGACGUCGCUGGAGGAAUCCUUGGAGAAGCACCUGCCGCUCCUAGACUUACAGGAGGUGAAGCGCGUUCUCUAUGGCAAGGAGCUAAGGAAGCUUGAUCUGCCCAGGGAAGCUUUCGAAGGUGCCUCCAAAGAAGACUUUGAACUGCAGGGAUAUGCCUUUGAAGCGGCGGAAGAGCAGCUGAGACAACCCCGCAUUGUGCAUGUGGGGCUGGUUCAGAACAGAACCCCCCUCCCCACAGAUGCCCCUGUGAAAGAACAGGUCUCUGCCCUUCAUAAACGCAUAAAGUCUAUCGUAGAGGUGGCUGCAAUGUGUGGAGUCAACAUCAUCUGUUUCCAGGAAGCGUGGACUAUGCCCUUUGCCUUCUGUACGAGAGAGAAGCUUCCUUGGACAGAAUUUGCUGAGUCAGCAGAAGACGGGCCCACCACCAAAUUCUGUCAGAAGCUGGCGAAGAACCAUAACAUGGUGGUAGUGUCUCCCAUCCUGGAACGAGACAGCGAGCAUGGGGACACUUUGUGGAAUACAGCCGUGGUGAUCUCCAAUUCUGGAGCAGUCCUGGGAAAGACUAGGAAGAACCACAUCCCCAGAGUGGGUGAUUUCAACGAGUCCACUUACUACAUGGAGGGAAACCUGGGCCACCCCGUGUUCCAGACACAGUUUGGAAGGAUCGCGGUGAACAUUUGCUACGGGCGGCACCACCCCCUCAACUGGCUUAUGUACAGCAUCAACAGGGCCGAGAUCAUCUUCAACCCCUCAGCCACCGUUGGAGCACUCAGUGAGUCCAUGUGGCCCAUUGAGGCCAGAAACGCAGCCAUUGCCAAUCACUGCUUCACCUGCGCCAUCAAUCGCGUGGGCACGGAGCACUUCACGAGCGAGUUUACCUCUGGAGAUGGAAAGAAAGCUCACAAGGACUUAGGCUACUUCUAUGGCUCGAGCUAUGUGGCAGCCCCUGACAGCAGCCGGACUCCUGGGCUGUCCCGUACCCGGGAUGGACUGCUGGUUGCCAAGCUCGACCUAAACCUCUGCCAGCAGGUGAAUGAUGUCUGGAACUUCAAGAUGACGGGCAGAUAUGAGAUGUACGCACGGGAGCUCGCCGAAGCUGCCAAGCCCAACUACAGCCCCACCAUUGUGAAAGAGUAGCUGACUUCAGUGCCUGCCUUGGGGUGAGGGAGACACCUCUGCCCCAGCAGAUUAGCAAGCAUGGCAGGUUUAACAUAUCCAAGUUUUCCCCAACAGCAUUGUCCAGGUCAGCUUUAAAAUGUCCAGACAGAGGGAGGGUGGCAUGGGGAGUGAUUUUUUUUUUUUUUUUGGGAGAUGGAAUCUCGCUCUGUCACCCAGGCUGGAGGGCAGUGGCACGAUCUUGGCUCACUGCAACCUCCACCUCCUGGGUUCAAGCAGUUCCUUGCCUGAGCCUCCUAAGUAACUGGGAUUGAAGGUACCCGCCACUAUGCCCAGCUAAUUUUUAUAUUUUUAGUAGAGAUGGGGUUUUACCAUCUUGACCAGGCUGGUCUUGAACUUCUGACCUCAUGAUUCACCCGCCUCAGCCUCCCAGAGUGCUGGAAUUACAGGCGUAAGCCACUGCGCCCAGCCAGGGAGUGACUUCUUAAUGGGUAAGGGGCUUACUUCUGUGGCGCUGGAAUCAUUUUGGGUCUAGGGAGAAGUGAUGGUUGAACAAUGUGGUGAAUGUAUUAGAUGCCACUGAAUAUGUAUACUUCAGAAUGUUUUGGUUAUGUGAAUUUUACCUCAACUAAAAACAAAAUGCCCAGGCACUGCUUGUGCUGCUGGAUUUGAGAUUAGACAGAUGAUGCUGUCCAUCCUGUCCACCAGUGGGAAGAGGGUGAGAGCUGAUCCAGAGUCCCUGAGCCUACGGCAUGGCUGUGGUGGGUGGGAUGGUCUUUGGAUGUGUCAGCCUAGCUAGGCUACAGUCCCCAGUAAUUCAAUCAGACACUAAUCUAGGUAUUGCUGUGAAAGUAUUUUGUAGAUGUAAAAAAAGUCCAUAACCAGUCAACUAAGUAAGUGAGAUUAUCUCAGAUCAUCUGGGCAAGCCUGACCUGAUCAGUCAAAAGGCCUAAAGAGCAGAGCUAAGGGCUUCCCUGAGGAAGAAAUCCUGCCGGUGGACAGCAGCCCAGCUCUUUGCAAGAGUUCCUAACCGCCUGCCCUUCCUGAGAGCCUGCCUUAUAGAUUUUGGACAUGACUAGCCAGCUCCUACAAUCACUGAAGUCAAUUACUUGCAAUAAAGCUCAAUACAUACCCUA